This is a messenger RNA of Naegleria gruberi, 2156 nucleotides long. RefSeq names its product phosphatidylinositol 3-kinase. The transcript has a single exon. Gene Ontology annotation, molecular function: phosphatidylinositol kinase activity. Gene Ontology annotation, biological process: phosphatidylinositol phosphate biosynthetic process; phosphatidylinositol-mediated signaling. Gene Ontology annotation, cellular component: membrane; cytoplasm. Lineage: Eukaryota; Heterolobosea; Eutetramitea; Acrasida; Naegleriidae. The record is from RefSeq and is a predicted model, not a curated record. Bases 1 to 2085 code for a protein of 694 amino acids.
AUGGAUACGAGGAAUUUUACAGAGCUUAUGAGUGAAUGUGAAUGGAAAAACUUAACAAGGCUUAAUAUUUCUGCCAACCCUUUGACUGAGGGUAUCAUACCAAUUUUAGAAGGUUUACCUUCCCUUAAAACUUUAAUUGUCAAAAUCAACUUGAUGAAGAAUGUUGAAAGAGGACUUUUACUUUCUUUAGGAUCGAAGAAAAAUAUAGAGGUUGAUUGUGCACCAACCAAGAUGAAUAUUGAACACGAAAAUGAUGUUGAACCAUAUUUCAAGUUUUUAAAUUCUUUAAUCACUCAAACUACUGACAUUGCAAAGAAGGACGGUGCCAUUUGCUCUUUCGAUUUUGAUAAGAAUCUGAAAAUUUUCAUCAAGGGUAUACAGGGAAUAUCAUACUUUCACACAGACUUCAAACCUUUCAGUACUCUUUCUUUUGUAAUUGAAUGCAAAAUAUAUAGCAACGAGACCAGUGAGAGAAAAUAUACCAAGUGUAUACCACAUUCGGAUUGUUUGGAAUGGAAUGAGGAAAUUAGUUUUGAUAACAUUCGUAUAUCAGACCUUUCUUGUGAUGGAAUGAUAGAAUUAACACUAUUCUGCUUAAUGGUAAACCCUAUUACUGGAAUAACUAAAAGAAAAUACGUGUCAAAAGUAGAAUGCCCAGUUUUCGAUUCAAAUUUGGAGCUACAACAAGGAAAUGUUAAAUUAUUUUCCAAAGAUACCACAAUAGACGGUAUUGAUACAACAUUUUCUGUUGACGUUUCAUUCGAGAAUUAUGAGCAUUCGGUCAUGUAUGAAAUAGAGAAAAUACCACCACUGAAGUUUAAAGAAUCUUUGGAAGUUUAUGAGGAAACACAAAUUGUUCUUUUUAAUAGAGUUGAACCAAUGAACUUAACAUUGAAUGAUUUACCUUCUAUGAAGGAAUGGAAACAAAAGGAUGUUAACAUUAGUAAUCCAGACAAGAUUGUACCAUUUUUGAGAAGUAUACCAUUUCAAAAUCCAUGGGCUGUAUAUUUGGCCAAACAAUAUGUAUCUAAAUGGAAAAAACCACAACACGUGAUGAAACUAUUGAGAAUUCUAUCAGAAAGUGUUUCCAACAGUGUUUUUAUCAAACUUACAAUUACAGAAAUGCUGCAAGAUACCACUGAUGAAGAUUUUUUGGUAUUGCUACCUUAUCUCACAAAUUGUAUCAAGUUUGAUAGUGUUAAUGGAGUACUGACUCAAUAUCUUGUAAGAAGAUCUCUUACAUCCAAAGUUAUUGGAAAUCAAUUUUUCUGGUUGCUGAAAGUGGAAUCACAUCGACAUCCAAUCAGCAAAUUUAUACUUUCCCAAUACAUGUCAAUGAUUAAUACUGAGGAAAAGGAAAUCAUUCAAAAUCAAUGUCUCUUUUUGGACUCAAUUGAGAAAUUAACUACGGGAGGUAUGAACGGUGAAUUUUCCAAACCACUAUUCAUACCAUUUUACAGCAUGCAUGAUGAGGUAAUGACAGUUAUUCCUUCUGUUCAAAAGUUUUCCAUAUCCAAUGUAAUACUGCAGUUCAAGAGUGGGGAAGUAUUGGAAUUGGAAUAUUCACCAUUAGAUCAAUUAUUUAACUUGAUUAUCAACAGUUUUAUUGAUGUGAACAGAUUUUGGAUUAAUGUUCCUUACACAAAUCGUAGGGUUAGAAAUUUCCCCACUGCUUUUGGAAAAGGGUUUAGUCUUGUUUCUCCAAUUCACUCACAAAGAGUUGGGGGUAAAAAUUCUAAGCUCUCUGACUUUACAACAUCAAAAUCUCAAUCAUUCAAAGAUAUUCUCUUGCAGACAGCAGCAUUUGAUGCUUUUAUUGGACAUGUUUUCGAGAGUUCAUCUCCUUCCAAAAUUUAUGUGGAUAAUGAGGGACAUUUAGAAAGAAGCCACUAUUAUCCUAAAUCUUUCCAAAGAGUAUUAGGUUUAAUAAUAUUGAUGGAGAGAAUGAUUUACAAUGAGUUAGCUGAAUAUCUGCGUAAUAAGAACUUAUUUGGACCAUUCAAACAGUUGAUCGAUGAAUUAUCAGCUAAUUUCUUAGAUAAUAUUAAUCUUAUCAUUUCUUACAUGAAACCAUUUGGCUUUUAGAAAAGAAAUCUUAUUACAGAUCUUGAAAAAAGAUUAAAGGAUCUAGAAAACUAUAAAUAUCAAUAGUAGUA